GUUGGUACAUUCCUCUGGUACAGUAUUCAGGUUGGAGAUCCAUUCGUUCCAUGAAGGAGGGGGUGGGGGAACUGCUACCCACCAACCUUGCUGGAAGGCUUGGAGAGAGACUGACAGAGUCGGGUACUUGGCACCGGGUCCUCCUUUCCUCCCCUUCUCCUCUCUCUCUUUCUUGGGUGGCAUGACACUUUUUGGCCGCAGAGAAGGCUGCUGGAGAUAUAUAAACAUGGCCCAAGAGCCUAAACUGAGACAUACCAGGCCUGGUCAGAAGAGGCAGCACAGUGAGAGCCUAUAUCCGAGCAACUGUGACCUGGAUUAUGAGCUUUAUAAAGAUGAUUUGCCAUACAGGAUCUACGAAUGCCAGAAGAUCCCACCUCUUAUUGGACACAUUCCUAUCAAGACCAGGAGAAGCCAUCUAGGUGCUGAAAGUAAAAGCAGACUGAGCCCACACACAGACUUAAGAAGCAACAGCAAUCCCACAACAGGACGUACAAAAUUGCGAGCCGAAGAAUUGCACUCCAUCAAAGGGGAAUUAAGCCAGAUCAAAGUACAGGUGGACAAUUUGCUGGAAAGCCUCAAUCGGAUGGAUCAACAGCGGGAACACCCCACAGGUACCAAGGACAGCAAGAGGAAAUUGUUCACCAGCGUGGAUGCUUCCUCCCCGGCAGGAGAACUGAUCAGGAUGAAGGAAAGCGCCAAAAAUGAGGAUCACGCCCCUCAGCCAGAGGUUGACAGCGCAGAGGAGAGCACAGACACCGAAGAAGCCACGGCGGUGAGAAACCACACGCCGGAUCCCGAAGGAAGCAAGUAGGGAGGGCCACCUUGCUGGGAUCCCUCGCCAAGCGCUUCCUUUUCUAUGUAUUGCGUUUUCUUCCCAUGACUUCAGCUUGUGCAGCCUCCGACGUCGCUUCCUUGCAAUCCGUGCUGGUACAGAGGAGACAGGAGUCCAGCUGCAGCGUUGCUGGUGGAGAGCUUCCUACAGCUGGUGGAGAGCUUCCUACGUCAACUUAAGGGAGGACCUUGGGGUGCUGCUGUUAGAUAACAACCUUAAACAUAGGUCCAGGAUGGGAGAAAGGGGGAGUGAGGGGAAGGAAAAGCAGGCACUGCGACUGCACAUUUGUGGCUCCGAAAUAAACAGUAGCAAUGCGCUACAGAUGAAA
This is a messenger RNA of Pantherophis guttatus, 1160 nucleotides long. RefSeq names its product heterogeneous nuclear ribonucleoprotein C-like 3. The record is from RefSeq and is a predicted model, not a curated record. NCBI's taxonomy places the organism in Eukaryota, Metazoa, Chordata, Lepidosauria, Squamata, Colubridae. Gene Ontology annotation, cellular component: nucleus. Gene Ontology annotation, molecular function: RNA binding.